AUGUCAGUGUUUGAACCAUUUCAACAACAAUCGUCUCCACCUUCAAUGAAUUCGCCAUCACAUGUAGUGACAGCCGCAGCAGUACCACCAUCUCAACCGACAAUGCCAAUGAUAUCAAUCACACCACCAUCAUUCGAAGAAGAAGCCAACAAGACAGAGGAGGAAGGAGACCAAGAUCAACAAUCAUCACUACUGCCACCAAGUAACAGAAAAAGAAGUAUAUCAGUGUCAAUACCAGACUUGAACUUGCUGUCACAUCAGGUUGCCGGUCAAGCACCACUGUUCAAACUGCCGGAUGGCAAGGUGCUGAAGCCUCUGGUGUCGACAGAGUAUCAAUUCUACAACUCAUUGGAGUCACAUCCCGAGUUCUUGGACUUUACACCCAAGUACUAUGGUGUGAUUGACCUCAAAUCAUUGGAUCACGACUAUCUGGAACAAUCAUGCAAGAACAGUUCAUCCUCUUCAAUAUUCGACUAUGAUCACUGGAGGAACAAACUUGUAAAGAUGCCAAAGGAGAAUCAGAAUUUGUAUAUAAAGAUAGAAGACUUGACAUUCUUAUGUAAACAUCCAUGUAUACUUGAUCUAAAGAUGGGAACGAGGCAACAUGGAGUCAAUUCACCAAUUGAGAAGAUAACAAAGAUGGAACAAAAAUGUCGUGCCACAACAUCCUCUGCACUAGGCUUCAGAGUAUGUGGUCUAAAGGUAUUCGACCAGAACACUUCAGAGUAUCAAGCGUUUGAUAAAUAUUAUGGCAGACAGUUGCGAGCCAAUGAUGUACCGAUGGUCAUAUGCAAGUUCCUAGACAAUGGCGUUAGACUUAGGACUGAGCUGCUGACGGCCAUUUCAAAGAGGUUGGCACAGUUUGUCACACUGUUUGAACAACAACAAUGCUACAAGUUCUACGGUGGUUCAUUGUUGUUCAUCUACGAUGGCAGCAGUAACAAUCUUCAAGACGCCAAGUUAAGCAUCAAGAUGGUGGACUUUGCACAUGCCAGUCCGACCAUUCAUAAUGGCAUUCAUGACAAGUCAACACCAACAUCACCAUCAUUAUCAACUUCAACAUCAUCAUUAUCAACAUCAACAUCAGAGUGUAGUAAUACCAACAACAACAAUAUUGAUGAAGGAUAUCUGUUUGGAUUGAAGAACCUUCUAAAGAUUGUAAACUCAUUGAUACAGCUGUCCAACUCUUCAGUAAAUCAGAAUACGAUAUAG
Messenger RNA from Acytostelium subglobosum LB1, 1212 nucleotides. RefSeq lists its product as hypothetical. The record is from RefSeq and is a predicted model, not a curated record. Gene Ontology annotation, cellular component: cytoplasm; nucleus. Gene Ontology annotation, molecular function: inositol hexakisphosphate kinase activity. NCBI's taxonomy places the organism in Eukaryota, Evosea, Eumycetozoa, Acytosteliales, Acytosteliaceae. Gene Ontology annotation, biological process: phosphatidylinositol phosphate biosynthetic process; inositol phosphate biosynthetic process. Bases 1 to 1212 code for a protein of 403 amino acids. The transcript is spliced from 2 exons.